CAAAGGUUGAAAUGAAGUCCCCCAAAAAAAUUAGUCAGUAAUCAAGGCUGGAGUCUCAAAGGGGCUCAUUUGCCAUGACCCUAAUCUGGGUUUUUGGAAAGAGAUACCAUUGAGCCAGAGAAUUGGCAUAGCUUCAUGUCACAGGCCUUUGGUGGGGGCAUUUUUCGCAUUUGCUGGAGGUGGUGGUGACAGGGCAUGCUGGAGUUCCUUAAUUAUGGUUUCAAAUUUUACCAUUAAGAAGGGAUCAUGUCUCAUCGUAAGUUUGAACAUCCAAGACAUGGCUCUUUGGGAUUUCUUCCUAGGAAGAGAGCCUCCCGCCACAGAGGAAAAGUCAAGGCCUUCCCAAAGGAUGAUGCAACAAAACCGUGUAGGUUAACUGCCUUUCUGGGGUAUAAAGCUGGGAUGACUCAUAUUGUCAGAGACGUUGAAAAGCCAGGAUCCAAACUUCACAAGAAGGAAACAUGUGAAGCAGUAACUGUGAUUGAAACCCCUCCUAUGGUUGUGGUUGGUUUAGUUGGCUAUGUUAAAACCCCUCGUGGGCUCCGUUCUUUGAACACUGUCUGGGCUCAGCAUCUUAGCGAAGAGGUGAAGAGAAGAUUCUACAAGAACUGGUGUAAGUCCAAAAAGAAGGCUUUCACCAAGUAUUCUAAGAAAUAUGAAUCUGAAGAUGGGAAAAAGGACAUUCAGGUGCAAUUGGAGAAGAUGAAGAAGUACUGUUCUGUUAUCCGUGUUUUGGCCCAUACCCAGAUAAGAAAAAUGAAGGGACUGAAGCAGAAGAAAGCCCAUCUCAUGGAGAUUCAAGUGAAUGGUGGGACUGUUGCCCAGAAAGUUGAUUAUGCUUAUGGAUUCUUUGAGAAGCAGAUUCCAGUGGAAGCUGUAUUUCAGAAGGAUGAGAUGAUUGACAUCAUCGGAGUGACCAAGGGUAAGGGCUAUGAGGGAGUGGUGACGAGGUGGGGUGUAACUCGCCUUCCUCGUAAGACCCACCGAGGGCUUCGGAAGGUAGCUUGUAUUGGGGCCUGGCAUCCUGCUAGGGUCUCAUUCACAGUUGCCAGGGCUGGUCAAAACGGUUAUCAUCAUCGCACUGAGAUGAAUAAAAAGGUCUACAAGGUUGGGAAAGCGGGUCAGGAGUCUCAUUCUGCUAUGACUGAAUUUGACAGGACUGAGAAAGACAUUACACCUAUGGGAGGGUUUCCCCACUAUGGUGUGGUGAAGGAAGACUACCUGAUGAUAAAAGGAUGCUGUGUGGGCCCGAAGAAGCGUGUUGUCACGUUAAGGCAGUCCUUAUUGAAACAAACUUCUAGAGUGGCCAUGGAGGAGAUCAAACUCAAGUUCAUCGAUACGUCCUCCAAGUUUGGCCAUGGUCGUUUCCAAACAGCACAGGAGAAGGCCAGGUUCUUUGGAAGGCUCAAGGCUUGAUAGCUAAUCUAGAACUGAGGAUUUCUCGCUUGUCCUGAGCAGUUUCUGGGGACUGUUCAAUUCAGCCCAUACAACUUGGAAGUUUCUUCAACUUACCUUUCUGUUCGAGUUUGAAAUAUUUUUUGCUGCUAAAUUCCAUCGCUCUAGGAGUAUUAUUGAGCCUUGGAGAAUAUGAGCAAUAUAAUGGAGUAUUUGGUUCAAUUUUU
Rhodamnia argentea is the source of this 1622-nucleotide messenger RNA. Its product is annotated as 60S ribosomal protein L3. The transcript has 6 exons. Gene Ontology annotation, molecular function: structural constituent of ribosome; RNA binding. The record is from RefSeq and is a predicted model, not a curated record. Gene Ontology annotation, cellular component: cytosolic large ribosomal subunit; ribosome. Gene Ontology annotation, biological process: ribosomal large subunit assembly; translation. Lineage: Eukaryota; Viridiplantae; Streptophyta; Magnoliopsida; Myrtales; Myrtaceae. Bases 247 to 1416 code for a protein of 389 amino acids.